Messenger RNA from Rhipicephalus microplus (southern cattle tick), 2918 nucleotides. RefSeq lists its product as uncharacterized. The record is from RefSeq and is a predicted model, not a curated record. NCBI's taxonomy places the organism in Eukaryota, Metazoa, Arthropoda, Arachnida, Ixodida, Ixodidae. Gene Ontology annotation, molecular function: DNA-binding transcription factor activity, RNA polymerase II-specific; RNA polymerase II cis-regulatory region sequence-specific DNA binding. Gene Ontology annotation, biological process: cell fate specification; heart development; positive regulation of DNA-templated transcription. Gene Ontology annotation, cellular component: chromatin; nucleus.
CCCCGCUGAGUCCGUGCGAGUCGCGGUCGCCAUCUCCCUGUCGCAGCACGGUGUCGCCGGCGGUGUCCACCCAGGGGGAGGACGGCACGUCUUCCCGAGACUCCGGCGCGGGCACCAGCGGCGGCGGCGGCGGCUCCUCUUCGUCAAAGACGUCGAACAAUCCCUACGCGGCCGGUCUCAAGCCACGCUGCAAUUCGGAGGAACUUGUGCACGUAGACUGCCACCUCGAGAACAAGGACCUCUGGGACAAGUUUCACGAUCUCGGCACCGAGAUGAUCAUCACGAAGUCCGGAAGGAGGAUGUUCCCUACCGUACGAGUUUCCUUCUCCGGGGUGCAGCCCGACGCUCGGUACAUUGUGCUCCUGGACAUCGUUCCUGUGGACAACAAGCGGUACCGGUACGCGUACCACCGGUCAUCGUGGCUGGUGGCCGGCAAGGCGGACCCUCCGUCGCCGGCGCGCCUCUACGCACAUCCGGACUGUCCCUUCACGGGGGACCAGCUGCGCAAGCAGGUCGUCUCCUUCGAGAAGGUCAAGCUCACCAACAACGAGAUGGACAAGCAGGGACACAUUGUCCUGAACUCCAUGCACAAGUAUCAACCCCGUAUACAUCUGGUCAAGCGACGGCAUAACGCCCCGAACGUUCCCGUUAACGAUCUCGAAGCUGAACAGUUUCGAACGUACGUGUUUCCCGAGACGGUCUUCACAGCUGUCACGGCGUACCAAAAUCAACUGAUAACGAAAUUAAAAAUAGACAGCAACCCCUUUGCGAAAGGGUUCAGAGAUUCGUCGCGGCUUACAGAACUUGAAAGGGAGACCAUGGAGUCGCUGAUCAUCGACCACCCAUUCGCGCGCACGCCCUUGCGCACCUUCCUGGAGAACGGCGGCGACCCCGAGACGGCGGCCUACCUGCACGAGAAGGGACUACUGGGCGGCCUGGGCCCUCCGUCGGCGGCCGCGGCCGUGGCGCGAGCGUCGCUCCUGUGGAAGCCGCCCGGCAUGGAACUGUACGCGCAGCCGUCGCUGUACGCCCUGGGCGUGCGCGCCCCUCCGCCCGCGGGCAUACCGGCCCAGCUGUGGUCCCAGUGGGCGGCGGCCGCCGCCGGCGCGGCUCUGCCGCCGCACCUGGCCACGGUGCUGAGCGGCGGAGCAGCAGCCGCGGCCGCUGCGGCGGCGGCGGCGGGCGGCGCGCUGUUCCCGCCCAUGAUGCGGCCCGCAGCGUCGCACACGGAGACACUGCACUCGCUUGGACUGUACCGUUACGCGCCCUACGUGUACCCGAAGAAGGACAGCCCGUCGGCCGCGGGCUCGCCGGCCACCACGCCAGACGCCAGCGACGCGGCGCCCACUUCCCCGCCGGGCGGCUUCCGCUCGUAACGACGGCCUAUUUAUCGGCCGCGGCCAUUAUUUAUAGACUGUGCGAACGGGUGCGCCGAUCACGGACAGAGACGAAAGGGCUUCAGUCGUUGCGGCAACCGCCGACGCGCUCCGCUGCCGCCGCGUCCUCUGGCGACCUCCGACGGCGAAGGACGUGCUGUUGUGUCCCCCGCUGCAGUCUCCUCUCGGACUAUGACGACAAACGUGGACUGUCCUCGGACACGAGUGUAUUUGUGCUCUUUGGAAUUGUGCAAUGUUCACCGAACAAAAUAAGAACGCGUCUGAUGUACACGCGUUGGGGAGGGCAUCAUUUUGUUUUUGCUCCCUUUUUCUUCCAUAUGAAGCAGGAAGUAAUGUACACGGGUCCUUUAGGCAGCAGCAGCGUUGUUCGCUCAGCCGGCUUUGAGUUUAAAGAAUAAUUCAUGAGUCAUGCUUUUCAAAUUAUCCUAUUAAUAUUUAUUUGAGGAACGAGGCAGGACAAAUUUCAUCCCGUAUAAAUGCCCUUUUUUUUUUCACGUGCUGCAGAACUCUUCUUCUUAGUAGUUAGCUAACAUGAGCUGCCAAGGGGAGGAGUGUAUUCACGUAAUGCUUACGAAAACUGCGAUAAGCAACAAGAAGCUUUCAAUUAUCGCAAUUCCCUCGUUCGGCUCUGACGAGUCUCAAACUGGGCUGUCCUCCGCAUCCCCUCUGUUGUACAUACAAGAUCAAACGCGUUCUUUCUGCGAAAGUACCUUCACGGCUCGUCACAGUCCGACAACGACGCGGCUAUUGUACUCCAACGCGAGGCGUACUUCACCAAACACGUCGUGGCCGCUUAUAUCCCCGAAUGCCUCUGGCGAGUGCGACGCUCGGCCUCGCAGGCCGUUUGGAAAGCAAGGUCGGCCGUUGCCGGGGGCUAAUUAAGCGAGUUGGCACUAGGUCCCCGGGAGACAGCGAAAUGAAAGCGAGUAAGGCUGCUGCAGUUUGAGAGGAAGCGGGAAACGAACUUCGCUCGUGAUAAGCUCAGAAGAGACGUGCACAAGAACAAAGCUCUCGGAGAGUUGCAUCUGUCCUGUCCAACCGUAUCUCAGUGAGAAACGGAAGGGGUUCAUCGGGAAGGCAGCGCACGUAAGCACAGCGAACCGAAGGAGAGUUGCGCCCUCGUGUGUUGCCCCCCCCCCCCCUCCCUGGAGACGGCGCGCUAUCAGCGGCUGCGACAAGCCGCGUUCUCGUAUAACGUCUGCGGCGCGCUGCUGCCCCCUUGUCUUUCGACCUGGACACCGGACCGGCUGUGGCUGAUCUGUUCGAUGUGAUUUGUGCGUGUAUGCUUGCGUACUCUGCCUGACACCUGCGUUAAGCUUCAGGAACCUGGCGUUUCGCUGAAAUGCCCUCCCCCUUUCUUCUCGUCGAGGAGACGACUGGUAUUUAAAUGUAAAACUGUGUACAUAAGAAAUGUCGGCUGUUUGGAAUGAAAUAUAUAUUAUAUAUACAUAUAUAUUAUAUAUAAAUGAAGACUUUUAUUUCUGUAACUUAUUUACUUGCCCCCCCCCCCCCCCCCCUGUU